UCUUUCUCUAUGAGCCGUCGUGCCCACUUACCACAGUUACCGCGUUGUGGAGAUGGAAUCCAAAGCCGAAAAAACCGGUACUACCGACGGAACCCGAAGGCGUCAGCGACCAUGACAACGAAGUUGGGCGGCAGCAGAAGCACGCUACUGCGGACCGUGCGUGAGAAGCGGAAGUAUCCGCGUAUUUCUAUCACCUCACUCCAGGCGGUCGCAAGGGCUAACCAUGACGCUCAUUUGCUUCCGUGCCAUCGCUUCAUUUUAUGGUGGUGUUUGUUCUACCUAUUUGCAAUUUGAAUGGUUUUGUUUUUCCGGUUUUAACGCUCUGCAGUGCUUAGCUUGAGGUUCAUUUAUCACAGAAUCAUACGAAACUUAUUUUUGUGUGACUCAACAAUAAUAACAACAGCUGAGGCAUAGUGUAGAACAUGGAUGAUCUGCUACAGGCUGGUCACGUUGUAAAGGAAAGAUGGAAGGUAUUGAAAAAGAUUGGAGGAGGAGGUUUCGGAGAGAUCUACGAGGGUCAAGAUUUAAUAACACGCGAGCAAGUUGCACUUAAGGUAGAAUCCGCCCGUCAACCGAAACAAGUGCUUAAGAUGGAGGUGGCCGUUCUAAAAAAAUUACAAGGCAAAGAGCACAUAUGCCGCUUCAUUGGCUGUGGACGAAAUGAUCGGUUUAAUUACGUAGUAAUGCAACUCCAAGGCAAAAAUUUGGCCGAACUUAGGCGCUCACAGGCACGAGGUGCCUUUUCACUCAGUACAACGUUACGAAUUGGUCUCCAAAUAUUAAAAUCAAUUGAAUCGAUUCAUUCAGUCGGGUUUCUUCAUCGUGAUAUCAAGCCUAGUAACUUCGCCAUAGGAAGACUACCGCUCACUAGUCGUAGAAUCUACAUGUUAGACUUCGGCCUAGCUAGACAGUACACAACCGGUACAGGUGAGGUUCGUUGUCCUCGUGCGGCAGCAGGAUUUCGGGGAACUGUAAGGUACGCUUCGUUAAAUGCGCACAAAAAUCGUGAGAUGGGCCGACAAGACGACCUAUGGUCUUUGUUCUAUAUGCUUGUUGAGUUUGUUACCGGCCAACUUCCAUGGCGUAAAAUUAAGGAUAAAGAACAAGUGGGAAUGUUGAAAGAAAAAUAUGAUCAUCGUUUACUACUCAAGCACUUGCCUUCGGACUUCAAGUACUUUCUAGAGCACAUUCAAUCUCUUAACUACGCUGAUAAGCCUGAUUAUGCGAUGCUAGUUUCUCUGUUCGAACGAUGUAUGAAGCGUCGUGGGGUGAAGGAAACUGAUCCGUUUGACUGGGAAAGCAACACUGAGUACAGUGCCAGUGAAUCUAAAGGUAGUCUCAAUACAGCGAUACCAAAGAGCGAACUCAUUAAAAAACCCAAGGAUGUGGAGAUGGUUGAGGAGAAACGUAAACUUAACACAGACACGGUAAAGGUGCUGCACACAGAGCCAAUCGAAACGAUGAAGCCGCAAAAUGCGAACGCAAUUUCUCACGCGGCGGUCAUAUCCGUUGCUGUAAAGGCGACUCAGAACAAUAAUAACAACAAUACAAACGAGUUGAGUGUUCCGGAGGAACCCAAGAAUCAUAUUGACUCGCCUAAAGUGGAUGGAUCACUUCCGGCGAUAGAUCCGGUGAUGGUGGUUGUAAAGGGUUUAAUCUCAUUUCCUAUUUACCAGAACGAAAUCCCGUUGGUACGGGCUCAUACGGAGGUGAUGACGAAAUCAUCCAAGCAUGGUAACAGCAGGCUGCGAAUACUGACUGCACCACCAGUCAACAUUAAAGACUUGACGUCGUCAAUCGACAGCACGCACCCGUCACCUCAAAAGCAACACCAUCAACACCACCAACAUACGCAUCAACAGCAACAUUCGCAGCACUAUCAGUUUCCGCAUUUGAGUGACGUGAACAACGUAUCUUUGGAUCAGAAAUCGAAGGUCCUGAAAACGGAGGCAGAUGAGCUGUCGUACUCACCCGGGGAUGGCAUUUUCCGUGAACUCACUCAACACUGCCACUCGGGCACGAGCGGAAUUAUGACCGCUUCUCAGAAGCAGCAUGCGCAUCAGUCGCAACAGCACCACCAUUCCCAGCAGCUUCAACGACAAAGUCUGACCCUUGGUAAGAGCCUGCGCUCGCAUGCUGCCGCAACGACAGCUAUCAGCACCACCCCUCGGUAUAGUAUGCGAAACGAUGACAAGAGUUGUCGGGACUACUCGAUCACGCAGCACGCCAUCAUCGACGAUGAAAACGCUAGUCAACACCAGACACCCAAAUAUCAGGGUGCGCUUACGCUUGCAUCACAGUGGAAGAGCCAGUUCGACGACUCAGACGACUCAACCGAUGGCCUCUGGAAGGGUGAACAACAUUCCGAAAACACGUCAAAGAAAAACUAUGUCAGUACCAACAAAGGCAGCAACGUUGCCACCGGUAUGAAUCAGCCUGUGCUGCCGUCACAACUGCAGCAACAUUCGAAUGGUCAGUUGGCCGCGAAUCCAUCUAUCAACCAACUCUCGCAGCAACUGCAACCAAAUCCAACUAACCAUAACACUUGCAGUAAUGAACCAAAGCAAUGCACCAACAUCAAUGAUAACGAUAGUCAUCACAAUCAAGCGGAGGAAGCUGAAGCACCACCAUCGUUACCUCCGCCGCCUCCGUCGCCGCUGCCACCAAUUGAUAAUUACAAGUACGCAGUGGCUACAUUCGGAGAUGAGGCAGCCGCUAAUGAAACACUUGCUGUUGAAAGUGGACAUGGAGUGGCGGGUAGCCUGGUGUCGUCUACUCUGACCACGACAACCGUGCCAGCUUCCAUUUUGGCAGUACCACUACUAUGCGAUAUAGAUAAUGCCAUCGAUGGAGAUCCUCCUCUCUUUCAGUACGAUCACAAUGGUACGAUUGUCGAAGACGGUGGGAUGAAGGACGACGGCAAAAGGCCAGUCAUGAUCGGUGCAACUUCCAAUUUUGUCCCAACCGAGGUAACUGCCGGUAGCAGCGCAGAACUUUCUGGUAAUGUUCAAUAUUAGCUCGCAUUACUGGCUACUUCAAUUGAACAAAAACAACAAUAAAACAAAAAUCUCAAAACAACUCACAAAUAUAACAAACACUAAACCAAAAAAUGAUAAAAUGCGCUAGUGUAAAAAAUAGUGUUAUGGAACUAGCGACAUAACAUAAUAUUUUUAGAUGAAUAGAGGACAAUGAGACGCCCAAAACGUAGCAUAUUCACCCAAUAAAAAAACACUAUAAGGAAACAUAAGUAAAUAUAAAACAUUUCAGUUAGCUUCGUAUAGGUUAUGCGGACUUUAAAUAAGUUUAGGCGGGUGGAAAAGAAUGCUGGAUUACUGGAAAAGUAAAAAACGAAGUCG
Molecule: messenger RNA, 3356 nt
Organism: Anopheles cruzii
Lineage: Eukaryota; Metazoa; Arthropoda; Insecta; Diptera; Culicidae
Gene: Asator
Product: tau-tubulin kinase homolog Asator
Exons: 10
Coding region: 423-3017 (864 amino acids)
Biological process (GO): peptidyl-serine phosphorylation; signal transduction
Cellular component (GO): nucleus; cytoplasm
Molecular function (GO): protein serine/threonine kinase activity; ATP binding
Source: RefSeq, a predicted model, not a curated record